Messenger RNA from Archocentrus centrarchus (flier cichlid), 1372 nucleotides. Its product is annotated as putative protein MSS51 homolog, mitochondrial. The transcript has 6 exons. Lineage: Eukaryota; Metazoa; Chordata; Actinopteri; Cichliformes; Cichlidae. The record is from RefSeq and is a predicted model, not a curated record. Bases 87 to 1241 code for a protein of 384 amino acids.
AGGCCACUCACAUAUCAUAAAACCAGAGGAGCAGCAGAGGAAGCAGCUGAAAAGCGUCUGUGUCACACUCAUUUGCUCAACUCAAGAUGACGGAAACUGAGAGGGCUGUUCAGGAGACCAAGGGUAAACCCACGACUUUCCGGUCCCAAAAAGAAAUGUUUGAGAAGAUGGAGGAAUCAUUCAAAAUCUGCGCUUGUUGCGAAAAGCGACCUAAUCAACUUUCAAACCCACAAAACCUAAAGCGUUGCUCCAGGUGUCUGAAUGCUUACUAUUGCUGUAAAGAGUGUCAGAGGGAAGACUGGCCCAAACACAAGAAGUUCUGCUCCCAACUCCGACUGGCUGCCAUCGACAGAGUUGUGGAAUGGCUUGUGUUUAAAGGAGACCUCCCAUUUCCCACAGAAAAAUGGUCAAAGCCCCAGUCAGAGGUUAAGGAUUGGGAUGACUGGCUUGCCAUGCAGGGAGAUCUCACAGCACGCCUUGAUCCCAUUUUAAAUGGAACAAACAUGAAAGAGUUGUGGACCAGUGCUGGUAGGCCUCAGCCAGAUGAUGAUGAUCUGAAGCAGUCGCUGUGGAGGGUUUCCAGUGAGUUCUUCUCCAGGCCGCUGACAAUAGCCUGGGGGAUGAGGCUCUUUGGUCUUAACCCUUUUUCCAAACCUCUCACCAUUCACCUGGUGGGAGCAGGCCACAGUGAGACUCUGUCAGCCAGACUGACGGACUAUGAUGAGCUGAACAAAAUGUUCCCGGGACACCAGGGGAUUGAAAUAGUCAUGGUGGGGCCGGAGGUGGUGGACGGCCCAAUUGUUCGGCCUCCUCUUAGAGCGUUUGGACCCAAACAGAGAGUCUACAUCAGCGCCUAUAAAGGCCUCUACCAUCAGUUCUGGGAGGAGCUGGUGGAGAAAGAGGAAGCAGCCAAGCCAGACCUGGUGGUUGGAUUUCAUCCUGGAUUUGAUGCCACCCAAGGUCUGGAUGAGGGCUGGCUUCCAACACUUCUGCUUCUCAGAGAUUAUGAGAUUCCUUCUCUUUUUACUGCCCUCACUGAGACGGAGAUGACCUACUCGUUGCAAAUUCUGCUGGAGCUGGAAAUGGACAUGAAAGGAAGUGGAGCCAACCCUUUUGCGUCACUGAAGCCAGAGGUUGUGGGCUCAUGUGCCAACAAACCUCCAGUCUACUGCAACUCCCAUUACUUUUGUUUUCAGGGUCUGCUGGAGACGGUGGAGUUUGAGGAACCAGAGGAUGCCUGAAAGACCAAAAAAAAACUGCAGCGCGCACACAUGGCUGGUUUUUACAACUGGAGUGCUGAUAAAUAUAUACAGUUUUUUUGGACUGUGAAGUUUUGUUUUUACAUGAACUGUAAAAAAAAAAAAAACAUUUG